AUGGCUGAGCUCGCGUCAGGCGCCGUGAGCUCGCUGCUGGGCCUCCUCCGGAAUGAGGCACUGCUACUGAGCAAAGUCGGGAGCGACAUGGAGUUCAUCAAGGAAGAGAUGGAGAGCAUGCAGAGCUUCCUGGAGCACCUGGCCAGGACGGCUCGUCACACCAGCGGGCACGACGAGCAGGUGCGCACGUGGAUGAAGCAGGUCCGUGACCUCGCCCGCGACUGCAGCAACUUCAUCGAGCUCCACCACCGGUGCGGUGACCCCGCAGUAUACCGUGCCAGGGGACAGCGCUGGCGCUGCCUCUGGUGGGCUGACUGGCUGGUGCACAAGAUGGUCGCCCAGCACAGCGCGGCCAACCGGCUGCGCGAGCUCAAGGAGCGGGCGCGCGACGUCGGCAAGAGGCGGUUGCGGUACGGUGUGGAGAUCCCACGGAAUGACGAGGCGGGAGCAGGAGGGACUGCUGAUGCUGCGUCAUCAUCUAUGCUGCCGUUGUCAUCGCUGUGGCCGUCUCGUGCUACUGUGCCGCUUGCGGCAGCAGAAGAGGAGGAGGAUGACUACGAGGAAGAGGAUAAAGCGGCGGAAGUAGCAGCGACCGACGGUUCCGAUCCCCGUGGAAGAGCCCUAGAAGAACCUCGUGAUCAGCUGGAGGACUACUGCGCCGAGAAGCUAGCAAGCUGGCUAGUAGAGUUGCAAUCCAAGACCAAUGAGGUGGCAAUAGCAUCCACUGCCAUUGUUGCACCACAUGAUGCCGAGGACGCCGGGACCAUCGCACGUGAGUCUUUAAAUUUGGCCACCAGCCAUUUCACGCGCAAGGUCUGGAUCAAUCUUCCGGAUUUGCACCACCCAUGGGAUCUUCCGCUUCUGCCAUCAGAGGUUCUCGCUUACAUCCUGCGUGAAUGCGAGAACCAGGAGCGGCAGAAGCAGAAGCAGGAUGGAUGCAAGCAGCAGCAGAAAGGCAAAGAAGUCGUACAGGACGACGAUAAGGUCAAUGAGAAGGAUACUCGAUGGGAAGCUUUCCACUACAAAGGAGAUCUUGGUGAGAAAAUCUGGAAUAUGAUUAGUUAUAAAGAUAUCGUCGCCAAGAUUGAAAAUAUCAGGAAGAAGAUUGGAGGAGUCGACAGCAGCAUAUUUGAAGGAUCAUCCAAGAACUUGAUGACGAGCAUGACAGAUAAACGUUUAGGUGUACUGCUCCAUGUACUGCGGCUCUUGCAGGAAGGGCCUGACAAGGGUUUGCGUCUAUCCUGGGAUGAGGCCAUGAAGGAAACUGCCUCCAAGCUGAAAACUCACAUGGAACAAGAAGUCGAGGCUAAGCCAACUAGUAAUACGGAACAAGAAGUCAAGGACAAGCCAACUAGCAAUACGGAACAAGAAGUCGAGGCUAAGCCAACUAGCAAUACGGAACAAGAAGUCGAGGACAAGCCAACUAGCAAUAUGGAACAAGAAGUCGAGGCUAAGCCAACGAGUAAUACGGAACAAGAAGUCGAGGAGAAGCCAACUAGCAAUACGGAACAAGAAGUCGAGGCUAAGCCCCAGAUAUGUCUCAAUGAUACCCAAUAUAAUGAUAUUCUGAAGAAGGUGUUCUCGGAGAGCAACACCAACACCAGCUCGACUGCGACUGCAACUACACUGGGCGAGGAUCACAUCAAAGAAAUAAUCCACAACCACAGGAUGACACUGGACAUCAUAUGGGAACUUCUUCCCAAGCAGCAGCAGCAACUAGAAGGCAAUACUACUGCUACUGCUGCUGAAGCUGUUAUCAAACAAACUAGGGAAAAAAUGAAGGAUAUCUCUGGGGAGGCUGCUAAGGCUAGUGGUGCUGUCGCUACUGCUAUCAAUGAAACCAAAAGAAUGCUAUCUGAUAUCAUUGACGAGAUUAUAGGUCAGAUGCUUAAUAAAGGGGUAGUGGACAUGAUUAACAAGCACCUGAAGGAUGAGAAGACUCUGAUCAUCCUCCAAGAUAAUGAUAACGACUUUGUAUCCAGCCGGUGGGAGGACACCAGAUAUGCUUUGAAUCUAUUAGGCUGCGCUGCCGGGAGCGCAGUGAUUGUGUCCACAGAGAAUAGCAAGAAGGCCAAAGAAUUUUGCAGUCCACCUGGGGAGCCAGUAACCUGUUCUCUCGUUGGCCUCUACCAUGAUAUUGUGCUCCAGCUUACAGAGCAACGGGUGAACAAUGGAAAUGAUGGCUACAACCCUCAGGUCCUCCGUGACAUCUUGGAGAGUUGUCAUCCACAUGAAUUCUGCAUGAAGAUCUUCGCGCACGCUCUUUAUGCUAAUCCCAACAGGAGCUAUGAGGAACUGCGCAAGUUGCAUCAAGACCUGGUUCCCCAAAAGACAUUGGGCAGUAAAGCUAAGAAGAUGAUCAAGUUCUCCUACAAAGAACUGCCCAGAGAAUACAAGACUUGCUUGCAGUACCUUGCUAUCUUCCCUCAAGGCCACAACAUCAGGCGGUCAACCUUAAUAGGACGGUGGGUCACCGAAGGGCUGAUAACUAAGCAAGACUGGCGCACUACUGUGCGUCAUGCCGAGCGAUGUUUUGACGCCCUCGUCAAACGGGGGCUUGUUUUGCCUCAUGAUAUUGGUGCCACAGGAAAGGUCAAGAGCUGCAUUGUAGGUGAUCAAGUCCAUGGGUUUAUCACCAAGAUGGCAAGUAAAGAGCACAUUUUGGAUGCACGCCUGUCAGAUCAAUGGGCUCGCCACUUCUCCAUCUUUAGUGGCCUCCGACUCCGUGCCUCUGAUAGGAUUGAGAAGUUUGUGCAAAGCCUCCCCAAGUAUUCACCACAAUUGCCAUUGCUCAAGGUGCUAGAUCUGGAAGGCGUUAACUGCUUUGACAAGACUCAGUACCUCAAGGACAUAUGCAACAAGAUAUUACUUCUCAAGUAUUUGAGCCUUAGAAGAACAAAUGUUACCAAACUGCCCAUUGAAAUCAACAACCUCCAUGAGCUUGAGGUCUUGGAUAUCCGGCAGACAAGGGUGCCUGAGAAUGCCACAAGAAAUGUCCUGCUCCCGAAGCUGAGGCGCUUGCUGGCGGAUCGUGUUGAUUCAAGUUCAGGAACGUGUGCCAAGUCAUGCUCCGCUGUCCAAAUUCCCUACCAAAUCGAAAGGAUGGAAAAUUUGGAGGUACUGUCAAAUGUCAAGGCUUCAGGGGAUGGCAGUGACUUGAACGAAAUAAGAAACCUAUGGCAACUGAGGAAGCUCGGUGUGGUUAUCCAAGACAACUACAAUCACCUCAGGAGGUUGUUUGGAGCUAUUAGUGACCUUCAUGAGUGCCUUUUGUCUCUUUCAGUCACUAUAUCACCCAUCACCAAAACUAAGAAAGUACCCUCUAGCGUCAGUGAAGAGAGACUACUACAAGACAAUAUGGAUACUUGGCGAAAGAAAACUUGCAAGCUUGAGAGCCUAACCAUCAACGGAGUCACACACACAGAAAAGGUGCAGCUUCUCGAAUCAUUGGCCAAAGGUUGCGAGGAUCUUGCCAAGUUUACUCUAAGCGGCAGCUUGUUGGAAGAGGAAAGCCUAAUGGUUCUUGCUAUGCUUCCCAAAUUACGCUCUGUCAGGCUCCGGUCCACAGCAUAUAGUAAGACAAAACUCACCUUCAGCAUGGAAGAAUUCACACAACUCAAGUACUUUCUUGUUGAGGGUCCUGACAUGACAGAUAAAAAAACAAGCAUGACUGAGACCGACAUCAAGUUUGAAGAUGGAGCGACUACUGAGCUCGAGAAGAUCGUCUUGUGCUUCACCAACAUAAGGUCCCUUUGUGGGAUUGACAAGCUUCCAAAACUGAAGGAGCUCGAGUUAGAAGCCAACCAAUUUCUUCUUUCAUUUUCUCACGAAGAAGCAGCUCCUGAGCAACACACUGAGAACAGAGAUGACAAGCCAAAUACCCAAAAUGGAGACCCCAAGAAAAAUAUAGAGAGCAGAGCUCCCGGGCAUAACACCGAAGACCAGCAAAGCACCGAGAGCAGAGCAGCUGCCGAGCAAGACACUCAGAGUAGAGCCCCUGAGCAAAGCACCGAGAGUGGAGCAGCUGCCGAGCAAGACACCCAGAGCAGAGCCCCUGAGGAAAGCACCGAGAGCAGAGCAGCUGCCGAGAAAGACACUCAGGGCACAGACCUUGAUGAGCAAAACACCAAUACAAGAGAUACUGAGCUAGGCACUCAGAGUAGAGUCCCUGAGCAAAAUCCUGCGAGGAAUACAGUUCCUGAGCAAUGCACGGAGAGCAGGUUCACCUUCAAGAAGGACAAAUUCCAACAUCUUGUGUGCUUUCGCUUUAAGGACUCCAAAAGGACCAACAUCAUCUUUGAAACUGGAGCAGCACCUGAGCUGAAGAAGAUCAUUCUGUCCUUGGAUGACAAAAGGUCCAAGCUUACUGGGGUCAGUGACCUUCCAAAACUGAAUGAGGUUGAAUUGAAGGGUGACAAGUUCCUUCUCGAAUUAUUUUGCAACGCCAACCAUAUUUCCAAGAUGACCCUUCGAGAUACUCAAUUGAAGCAAGAAGAUAUACAUAAACUUGGCAAGAAACAAAGCCUACGUUGCCUAGUGCUAUCAGACAAUUCUUAUGAUGAAAGCCAGCUUACCUUCAACAAAGAUGAGUUCCCAAAACUUGACCUUCUUAUUGUCAAGUGUCGUAACAUCGACAGCAUCAGCUUCACUGAUGAAUCAGCUGCUCCUAGGCUAGAGAGGAUCAUUUGGUCCUUUAGCAAGAUGAAGUCUCUCUCUGGCAUCAGCAAUCUUCCGAAGUUGAAGGAGAUCGAGUGCAGUGGUGACCAUGUGCCUUAUCAGGUGAGGAAAGAAAUUACAGCACAUGAAGGGAAACCUGUUCUUACACACAAGAGGACACUGCAACAAGGCCAAGCAACAGGAGAAGAGGGCAAUGAUACAGGAUCUCCACUGAUCUCCUGCUUCUUGAAGAUCAAGAGUCGAGGCUAA
Molecule: messenger RNA, 4926 nt
Organism: Miscanthus lutarioriparius
Lineage: Eukaryota; Viridiplantae; Streptophyta; Magnoliopsida; Poales; Poaceae
Source: the annotation of a GenBank genome assembly